Messenger RNA from Parathielavia appendiculata, 2780 nucleotides. RefSeq lists its product as uncharacterized. The transcript has a single exon. NCBI's taxonomy places the organism in Eukaryota, Fungi, Ascomycota, Sordariomycetes, Sordariales, Chaetomiaceae. The coding region runs from base 485 to 2293 and encodes 602 amino acids. The record is from RefSeq and is a predicted model, not a curated record.
UCCCGGUUUGCCCAGUUGGUUCAUCUUCCGGGCCUCUCCUGUUUUCCGUUUCUGUUCUUGUUUACCUUCUUCUCGCACAAUACCAAACAUAGAGACCCGGUGUCGCCGCCGCUCUACCGCAGCGCCCGGGACCGAAUUGGGUACAGAGAAACGCAGUCAGCUCCUCUGCAGCUGGGGCUGAGAGCUGAUAACAUCAUCAUUCAUCCGAACGCCCAUCGGCUAUCGGGCCGCCCUGCUAUGGUCCACUUGUGUACAACGUAGACUCACCGCCUCCGGACAGGCACGCGACCCUGGGCAUCUCCAUCUCGAGUGACCACUACACUGGCGAGACUGGUCAGCGCUCAGCAUUCUCGAAGCUGGCGACUGAUUGUUGUUGCGCCUGGCGACGUAGCCCGCUCAGCGUCCACGAACAGCACCACCCGAGCCGCCAGUCUUACUGGGAGCACUUCUACCCAGGAGGACGACAAAGCCCAGGAAUUACAUCAUGGCUUUUCAGCAAUCCACGCGACCACUCCUCCCGCGGCUUCACCGCAGCGAGUCGCAAGAUGCAGGUUCUGCAGUUCUCCCCGCUUUGAACCCACUGGCGCCGGACGAGUCUCAGACAUGGGUUCUUUUUACCCCCGGCACAGACGCGGGAACCACUACCUCGUACCUGAGUUCUGUCCAAGACGACCAAAUCACGCCGGGGCGGUCAAGAAUUAGUGAUCUCGGCACUCUUGCCACCGCCGCACGCUCCGAAUCUAACUUGCGUUCGCCCUCAGAACUCGUGGCCGAGAGCCUUGUCGAGGAAGACGCCGAGCUCGACAGCCUGGACAGCCAUCUCCCAGAGUUUCGAGCUGUCACUAGCCCCUACAACAGCUCACCCGAAGUUCCACAUGCGGCGCCUGUGCUCCCAGGGCACGAUGGCCUGGGCUCCUUCAGGUUCGAAGCUCCCGGUCUGAGCGUUGAGGCUCAGGAGCGAUUGUACGCCUUCGAGAGAUUCAACCCAAACCGUGUAAGCCACAGAACCGAGAGUUUCAGUCUGGCCCAGCUGCAGCUCGAGACAGAACAGAUGCAAGAAGCGGAGCGAAAUCGCAGGAUUGAAACAUGGCGGCUCGAGCAGAGUCAGCUUCUGCUUGAAGAUAUUCGAAAAGAGACAAGGAGAAGACGGGAGUCCGAAGCGUCGGUUUUCAAGGUCCGGCAGGAUAGCACAGUGCCGCAAGAAGCAGCGACAAGGAGUAUUGCGGACGAAGAAGCGGCAGAUAUCAACCUCAGUGGCAUGGAUUGGCAUGACCAAGACGAGCCAACCCCGGGCAGCACAAAGCCCGGACUUUGGAGCCGUCUUGCCCGCAAGGUCAUUUGCGACCUGAUGGGCAUCAAUGACAAGUUGCUUGCCAUCCUAUUCGGGGAGGCGCUUCCGGACGAGGUCAUGCUCUCGUCGACACACAAGGCAGCCGCCACCACGGAGGCGGCCGUCCCCACGUCGGAGUCAUCAUACGACUCGGAGUGGCAGUUACGCAUGCUGGACCGCAUAGCCACGGAGCUUGGCGUCCUCGUGCAUCAACUGUCGACGCACCCCGGUGCCUUCGCUGCGUACUCCCGGGUGCAGCACAUGACUUUGCCCUAUGCUGGCCUGCCGGUCAUCCCCGAGGCUCCUGCGGACGUGAGCGAGGGCGGGCAAAGGGUGGACGGCAGCGUCCCCUACAUGCCACAGUUCAAGCCCACGGUUGGCGGGGCCGCCGACCCCCUGCCUGCGCAGCCCGCAGAGCUCCCUACCUCUUCAGCGCUGGGUGUCACAAACACGAUUCCGAGUGAUAUGCACACCUUUACGCAAGAAGAGUGGGAACGGGACCUUGACGUCCGGCUGGUGUUCCGGUACCUCCGCUCCCGCUUCACCUCAUCCCGACCAACCUCACCCCCCUUCUCCUCAGGCACCGCGCACCUUGCUACCUCGAGCACGCAAGAGGUGGCCGCGAAGGCGGCGAGGGUGCGUCAGCACCACCCGCUCGUAUCGCACGCGCAUGGACAUGGGCAUGGGCAUGCGAGCUACCACCACCGGCCUCGCCCGGUCGAGCGGCGCUCGUUCAAGGCGGCGGCGGCGGCCGCGGCGGGAGGGUCGUCUAGCCCCGUCGGCGUCGCAAUCAGGCACCCGCCCGGCAGCUGUGCCAGCCAGAGUACGCGGCGGUCGGCUAGGCGGAGCAGUAUCUCUUCGCGGCCGUCGUCACGCCAUUAUUGGGAUAUUGGCGGGUCGAUUGGUACAGGGAGUGGUGUCAUAGCGAGCACCGGGCCGAUGGGGAGCUGGGGCGAGGUUUGACACUGACAGCCAGUCGUUCACGGCAGGGCUUUGCACUGAGUGGCUGAUGUAUUAUAUUCGUUUUCCUUGGGUUUCUCAUACUAAACCCGGGUCGCAUGGACGGACGGGGCAUCUUUGAACGACUGGAUGGAUCAUGGUUGCAUUCAUUACGGACAAUUGAGAUACCGCAGAGGUGGAUUUUUCUUCAGAUCUGAGAACAUGAUAUGCGUUCAUCUCGGAUACUUGCCUUGCAUUUCUACUGGUGCUCCGUGCUUUUCUUCCGAAUUCAGCAUACGGUAUGCCGAGAUGUUCCCGUACAGUCAUUUCGUCAAACUUGCUCUCGUUUCUAACAUCUCUGGGGUAAACCAUUGAGGUGACAGCCAGGCUUGCUCGCCUCGGGUAUAUUCAAUUGGAAGGCGACAAGCGUGUGUUAGGCGAACCGCUCACAGGAUCAGACCGAGCGAGGCCAGUCAGAAAGACACGGGUACGUUACGAAAGCUGCGGUUCA